AUGUCUGGAGUAGAUUACCAGGUUGCCCCUGGAUCAGAUGACAAACGGUUCUUGACACCAAACCCCAAGAACACUUCUGCGAACGCCAGAAGACCAUCAACGUCUCACGAGAGCGUACGGUCAACGACAUCAUCUGUCCACUCCCGACGCCGAAAGUCUUCCAGCGUUAGUCGUAAGCAAUAUGUCCGCGAGCCUGGUCUUGAACAAGCCAUUUCCGCCCUUGGUACCGUCCGGCUCAAUGCUAGCCAAGUCCGGUGCACCUUUAUCGUCGCAUACCACCAUGGCACAGGAUCGUCGCCCGCAAAAAGUCGGCGGCACGAAGUCGCUCGCAUUGAAAACUUGACGGUAGAGUUCGAGGAAGAUGCAGCGUUCGACGAACUACACGACAAGGCUAUUGAGCAUCUAGUCAAACAAUACAAACGGACCACCGAGGCUUACUACCUUAAAGUGGGACGGUUCAGGCUGAUUCGUGAAGAGCCUCGAACGGUAGCAGCUCGAGGCAUCUUGGAGCGGAAGGACGACUGGACGGAAAAUCUGGGUCGAAACAUCCAAGCGUUCCGUGGUCAGAACUUCAAGGUGGACUUCCAUGUCGACAUUGAGUGGGAAUACUCAAGUCUGCACAUCCAACAGGUUCCAGGAACUCUGUAUGCCGAGACCAUUCGUGGUGCCCUCGAAAGCAAGAUCCGUCUCAACUGGGAAGGCAAACUUUAUGUUCCAAGGAAAGAUCUUCGACAGAUAAUGACUGAAGAUACUAUCAAGAAGCUGGUUCUCGACGACCAAAGUCUCCAUACUCCCGAAGCCCUACGCCUAAACGGUGGAUCUCCGGUCGAACUGAACACUCUAGCCAAAGAUAUCUACACUUGGGCUGUGUGUUUGUUGGCCUGGUGCGUCUAUUCCGACUUGCAACUGGUGUGCCUGUACCACAUGCUCAAGAAGGGUCUCCAAGACACCAAUCUACCUCUCACGAUCGACAACUGUCCAGACAAUGCCUACAUUACAAAGUUUAGAAACUGCGUGAACCACUCGGGAGGGUUCGCAGCCUACACGUUCGCCCGGAACGAAAAGCGCCUGGUCGACCAUCAAGUACUACACGAUGGAGCUGUGGUUCCCAUCAUCUUUGACGAGCGAGACCCAAGGUGCAAGUUGGGUCAAGGCAGCUUCGGAGUUGUGUAUAAGGUCCGCAUCGACAGAGACCACCAUUCCUUUUCCGACCGCGACGAUGAGUAUUUUGCCUUUAAGAUAUUUCGCGAUGUCGACGCGAAUGUCGCUGCCAACGUCAAAGCCGAGUCCGAGAUACUCGCCAAGUUGGCCGAUGCCCCACACAACAACAUCACGACUCACAUAGCGUCAUGGAGACAAAAGGGAGUUUGUUACAUGUUGUUCAGAUGUGCGGAUUGCAACCUGCGGAAAUACAUGACCGACAACCCUUCCCCAGAAUGGACCAAGGCCAAGUUGGUGGCCGUUAUAUCCCAGAUGGCGGGCCUUGCCGAUGGCUUGAAUCACAUUCACAACCUGGGCCCUGCGAAGCUCCAGCCGGAAGAGGUCGAUCUUGUAGCUCGUGGAGGUGGUGGCAGCCACCACUACCACCGACGCUCGAGUCAAUCAGGGUUUCACCAUGAUUUAAAACCGGGAAACAUCCUGGUGACCACCAACGAGGACACGGGCCAAUUGUUGUUUUCCAUCAGUGACUUUGGCUCCGCGAGGAUCGGUCAGAUCUUGUCCGGCUCUGGACAACGCAGCACGUUCACCCCGAAUAUGUACCCUGGCGAUCCUGUCUACGGUGCUCCCGACGUCCUCAUCGACGGUAGGAACUCCCGCCCUUACGACAUAUGGUCGAUGGGUUGCAUCCUUCUGGAGUUGCUGACGUGGAUGGUGGGCGAGGAGGGAUACGACGUGAGAUCGUUUGAGAUGAAGCGACUCGAAACCCUGGCCAAUGCCUACGGCAACCAGGACACAGCGUUCUGGUAUCAGGACAUCUCCGGCGAGAUCAGGUUGAAACCGGCCGUGGUCGACCAGCUGAAGAUGCUCAAGACGUACUGUCGGGGACGAGGGGUGUUUCCCGAAUUGGUCCGCCUGACAGGAAGGCUGCUGAACAUCCACCCUCGCGAACGUCCUGACGCUUCACAGCUGUUGAACGCUUUCCAGGCGAUUCUGCUACAACUCAACCAGGACCUGAAGAAUGAGAAUUUCUACUUGAGUGGCAAUGAUCCGCCGCCGCCGCACAGGGUCACUCUGGCGGCUCCCCCCACCCCGACCGGAGCCUUGGGUGGUCUCUCUAGAACUCACAGUAUCGACGAGGGUGGUGUCCAAGCACGGUACUCUGAAUCGCUUUCACCAGCAGACACGAGAACAACACAUCAUAAUACUAAUAGACGGUCAACGGUGGGGUCCAUCCAUCCUCCUGACGUCGGAUUGAGAAGAACGGCAGCCGCCGCCGGCGCCGGUGGUGUUGGUGGUCACGCGAGACACUACAGCGCUUCUGAUGCUUUGGGCUUACGACGGCCACCGACACGGCUUCGAACCGAUGUUGUCGAUACAUUUGCCACUGCUGCUCAUUCUUCCGGCUUUACAGACAGCAGUGAUCAACCCGAGACGACUCCCAAUACUCCUAGGAUAUCACUUUCGGAUUAUGAUGACGAUCCAGAUCGAGUUGUGGUGUUCGAUUGA
Exophiala oligosperma is the source of this 2667-nucleotide messenger RNA. RefSeq lists its product as uncharacterized. The record is from RefSeq and is a predicted model, not a curated record. NCBI's taxonomy places the organism in Eukaryota, Fungi, Ascomycota, Eurotiomycetes, Chaetothyriales, Herpotrichiellaceae. Gene Ontology annotation, molecular function: protein serine/threonine kinase activity; ATP binding. The coding region runs from base 1 to 2667 and encodes 888 amino acids. Gene Ontology annotation, biological process: peptidyl-serine phosphorylation; peptidyl-threonine phosphorylation. The transcript has a single exon.